Messenger RNA from Odontomachus brunneus, 1940 nucleotides. RefSeq lists its product as uncharacterized. The record is from RefSeq and is a predicted model, not a curated record. The transcript is spliced from 4 exons. Lineage: Eukaryota; Metazoa; Arthropoda; Insecta; Hymenoptera; Formicidae. Bases 780 to 1940 code for a protein of 386 amino acids.
GUCAUAAUAAUGUCAAAAUGAUGUCAUUUUGACUGUAAAUGAUCAAUUUUUCAUCAAGGCUCCUUGCAGUGACAUCAAAAUGACGUCAUUUUGACGUUAUUUUGACGUCAUCGAUAUAUAUAUCGAUACAUUGAAGGUAUCGAAUAAUAUCGAGAUCGAGAGUCACUCGAGGCGCUAGCUAGCAUAGCUCAGCAUAGCUUUAGAGUAAAGAACGAGAGAAUUCCAGAAGAAAUCAGAAGAAAACGGAUUACCCGCGUUUUCGCAGUCUAUUAUGUUUUAAGUAUUCGACGUGGUUUAGCUGUGCCUAGAAGUAGGAAGAAAAUGACUCCAUUAAAGCAGGUAUUUAUAAUUGCUAAUAACUAAUAUUAGUCCUUCGAUUCUUUAAAGUUCUGUUUGAUAGUUGAGGUAUUAGGAUUGUGUAGUGUGAGCUUAGUAUUUAAAAAAAAUUUUUUUUAUUGUAUUCGUUUUACAUUUUUUACAACAUUCAGAUAGAAUGAAGCUGUUUAUUUCGGCGUAAUGUGCCGGCCCGCCUAACCUCACUUUUGAUUUAUAAUGUUAGAGAGGACGGCAUGAUCACAUUUGAAUUAGGAAAGUCCUGUUGACAAGAAAAUGAAGCUGAAGAGUGAAAAGGAGCUUUCUACCCACCUAGAAUCUUUUCUCUUUCAUGUGUUUCAACAUGUGUUGUUGUGUUAUCAUGGUGUUGCAAUAUUAUUUUUGUUAACUUUGUUGAUAUUUUGUCAUUCAGGUAUUAUCCUCUUUAGUCUAUUGUAAAGUGAAGUAUGAAACGCAAGUUGCAUGCUGCAUCUGUGAAAGUAGUCAGAAAGCUUCUUUAUACCGAAGAAGUAAGACAAACUUUAUCACAAGUUGAUGAUGCAUUAGAAGUUUUUGAGGUAGGAAGCCAUGAUCAACAUUCAGUCGGGGAUGAUUCAUUAGUUUAUUCAGAGGUGGAGGAGAACCGAAACAAUCUUUCCAGUGAUGAUAAUGAAUUAGAUCACAAUGAUUGCAAUACUAGUUUUGAGCAAGAAGCGGAGGCUGAAGCCGUUGAUAUUGAUUUAGAUGAAGAGUUUGCAAUUAAUAUCCAGGACCAGAAUGACAUUCAGUCAGCAGAGGAUUCUGAUAAAUACAUGUCAAGGUUUUUGAAGGAAUGGGCAAUGAGGGGUGUUGCACAUAGGAAAGUUGAUGAACUUCUUGCAGGGCUAAGACCCCUCCAUAGCUCUUUACCAAAGUCUCACAAGACUUUACUGCAAACCCCACGCAGAGUUGAAUUGCAACGUAAUGGUGAAGGUUCAAUGUGGUACAAAGGUUGUCUGAUAGGAGAAGCUGUACCAUUCAUCAUAGGUGUGUGGCAUGGUUUUGGAAAAGCAGACAGUAUUAAUGCUUUUUUAACGGACUUUAUUCAUGAAGUUGAUGAAUUAGCACUGAAUGGUUAUAACUUUCAUGGCAGCCGCUUUCCCUUUAAAAUCGGGAAUUACAUACUCGAUGCUGUAGCACGACAAUAUGUAAAAUGUAUUUCAAGUCACAACAGUGUUUAUGCAUGUGAAAAGUGCACAGUAAGAGGUGCGCGUUUUAGAAAUCGUGAAAUCUUUUUGGAUUUUAAUGCACCAUUGCGUACAGAUGAAUCCUUUAGGAGAAAGGAUCAGCUUGAUCAUCAUGAUGGAGAUUCGCCCCUAGAAGCCAUGAGAAGUGACAACAAUAGAAUGAUUUCACAGUUUCGUUUAGAUCCCAUGCAUUUGUUAUUUGAAGGAGCUUUUAAAAGAUGGGUUCAAUAUCUCUGUGGGUAUCAAGCUAUCACAUAUGGUAAAAUCUCAAGGUUAGCAUGUUUCAAUUUAUGUUCUGGUAUGAUUGACAUUGCUCCUUGGAUCCCCAUGGAAUUCAGUCGUAGACCGAGAUCUUUGUAUUAUCAAGCCAAGUUUAAAGCAACUGAGAGGAGGCAUUCAUGA